CAUAUCGCAUCUAACUCUUUUCUCUCCUUUUUUGAUAUUACUUUUCAGCAUCUCUAAAUGAGUUCCAAAAGGGCAAUAAAUAUAAAUCUAGCACUCUCCUCUACCUUACUGCUGCUCCUUUUGGUUGGUUUUGCAAGCUCAAACCUAAACCAAGACGCAGCAGAAUGCACCUACAAACUCAUUGGUAUAUCUUAUUGCUCUCCCUAUGUCUUUGAUCAAGCCAAUGGCGCCCCAUCCAAAGAUUGCUGCACUGGCAUCAAAGAGAUUGAUCACAACGGCAAGAGAUGCCUCUGUUUACUCUUCCAAGACGUGAGAUUCAAUGUCCUCCGUGCUCUCAAGUUACCAGGUGCUUGUAAAACACCCGUCAACUUUACUCAGUGUGUUGAUGUUUUGCAAUUGGCACCUCAAUCUCGAGAAGCUAAAGUAUUUGAGGGAUAUGACAAAGGCAUAAGCCUAAAUUUUUCCACCCCAGCUCCCUCUCCCAGUCCUAGUGUAGCCUUUGUUAAUGCUGGCAAUGGAACAAGCACAAGCACUCAAGAUAAGAACGAUGUGUGGGGAAAGAGAUGGCUGGUAGUGAAGGUGCUAUGUUUUAUUUUUCCAUUUGUUUUCAUCUCCCAUUUCCUCCUUCUAGUCUGAACCAUUAUCAAGAGCUCAUAGCUUCAAUAGUAGGAUGUAUUGAUAUUUGUGUAUAUUUAUUACAAAGUUUCGUACGUUCUACUAUGAAUAAUGAUAUGUCCUUGUUCCGGUAAGAAUUCAAAUAAGAAUGCUGGCUUUGACUCCUUCUUAUUUGUUCCCAUUGUCGGCGGAGUACGUUAAGUGUGAGUACCUGCAAGGCACUACGACACACAAAUUAACAAGUUGAAUGAGAAAUAGAGAUUAUGACUAGACAUAUAAUGUGUACAUUUAAGGAAUAAUGAUAUGUUCUUCUAUUUUAUCUUCUUAAAAUAUUUUAAGAUAUCAAAUGCAUUUUAAUUUUGUAUUCGAUACAUUUAAUAGAAUGAUGUAUAGGAGGAUGAUGUACCAUGAUACAAGAUUUACUCUUCUG
Molecule: messenger RNA, 1045 nt
Organism: Lotus japonicus
Lineage: Eukaryota; Viridiplantae; Streptophyta; Magnoliopsida; Fabales; Fabaceae
Product: non-specific lipid transfer protein GPI-anchored 14-like
Exons: 3
Coding region: 58-636 (192 amino acids)
Source: RefSeq, a predicted model, not a curated record